Molecule: messenger RNA, 537 nt
Organism: Dictyostelium discoideum AX4
Lineage: Eukaryota; Evosea; Eumycetozoa; Dictyosteliales; Dictyosteliaceae
Exons: 3
Coding region: 1-537 (178 amino acids)
Source: RefSeq, a predicted model, not a curated record
AUGACACUUUCAAUUGCCAAACCGUUUGUUUCAAUUUUUAAAAAAGGAAAAUCUAAAAAGAGUGAACAUGAUGAUAUCAAUGGAAAUUCUCACCACCAUCAUGAUAGUAAUUAUAUAAAAUCGAAACACCACGGUGACAUUGAACAAAAUUCAAAUUAUUUAACUGUAAAUCACAAACAAAAAUCAUAUACUGAUAAUGAUAAAAUUGAAGAGACAUAUACUGUAUUGUAUCAAGUUUAUGAUGAAAAUUCAUGUAGAGGUGCCAGUCCACAAUUAAAAUAUGAAGAAAGAGUUUUAAAGAUAAAUGAAGAGGGUGUAUUUUUAUUUGAACAAGAAAAGUUGGUUUGCCAUUGGGGAUUCUCAUUAAUUAAAGAAUUUUCAUUGGAUGAAAAUUGGACUGACUGGAUAGUAAUAUUAAGAGAUUCAACAAAACAUUAUUUUAAAUCUUAUGAAAGUAUUCAAAUCCAUUUAAAGAUAAAUGAUAUAAUAAGGAAAUUAGUUAGUCAAAUUCCAUCUUCAUCUUCUUCAUCUUUCUAA